GUACGUGUUGACAGUGGCAUACAACAAGGAAGUGAUAUUAGCAUUUAUUAUGAUCCCAUGAUCUCAAAACUGAUUACCUAUGGCUCUAAUAGAGCUGAAGCACUGAAAAGAAUGGAAGAGGCUUUGGACAAUUACGUAAUUCGAGGUGUGGCUCACAAUAUUUCCUUACUGCGAGAAGUGAUCAUCCAUCCACGCUUUGUUCAAGGAGACUUCAGCACUAAAUUCCUUCCUGAAGUCUAUCCUGAUGGUUUUAAAGGACACAAGUUGACAGAUCUAGAACGAAGGGAACUACUGGCAACAGCAGCAUCUUUGUAUGUGGCUGAACAACUGAGAUCACAACGAUUUCUGGGGACUCCCAGAAUUCCUAUUGCUAAAUCAAAGAGGAGUAGCUGGGAGCUCUCCAUCCGGCUAGGAGAUGGAAUUUACCCGGUUGCUGUUUCAAAGGAUGGCUCAUCAUUUUCUGUGGAAGUUGAUGGGAUGAAACUAAAUGUGACCAGCGAGUGGAACCUGGCUUCACCCUUGUUGUCUGUCACCGUUGAUGGCACUCGGAGGACUAUACAGCGCAUUUCUCGGGGUGCCUCUGGAGAGACCAGCAUUCAGUUUCUAGGCACAGUGUACAAAUUACAAAUACUGACGAAGGUUGCUGCGGAGCUGAGCAAGUACAUGCCAGAGAAAGCAGCAGAGGACACCUCCAGCAUUUUGAGAUCUCCCAUGCCUGGAACAGUGGUGGCAGUUUCUGUCAAGCCUGGGGACACGGUUUCGGAGGGUCAAGAGAUUUGUGUAAUUGAAGCAAUGAAAAUGCAGAACAGUAUGAUGGCUGCUAAAACAGGCAAGGUGAAAGCUGUGCACUGCAAAGCUGGUGAUACUGUUGGAGAAGGAGAUCUGCUGGUGGAGCUGGAAUGAAAGGUUACCUCCACACCAUUGAAUUAACUAAGCCUUUAUUAUAUUCAUCUGUAAAGUAACAUUAAGGCAAGUCAACACAGAAUAGACAGUUGUACGCACAAGAUUUUAUACAGGCAUAUUUACUGUAUCAGUGGUUAAGACAGCAAACACAGAUGUUAAACCUUGGCAACAGAUCCCAGAUUUUUACUUCCACAAAUACUUGUACAUAACCUUUGUAACGCUUUGAUUUUUCAGGAUCAAAUAAAAUCAAUAAAAUACCAUUUCUGCUGUAAAA
Messenger RNA from Acanthisitta chloris (rifleman), 1177 nucleotides. RefSeq names its product propionyl-CoA carboxylase alpha chain, mitochondrial-like. Gene Ontology annotation, cellular component: mitochondrion. The record is from RefSeq and is a predicted model, not a curated record. The annotation marks the transcript as partial. The transcript is spliced from 10 exons. Gene Ontology annotation, molecular function: propionyl-CoA carboxylase activity. Lineage: Eukaryota; Metazoa; Chordata; Aves; Passeriformes; Acanthisittidae.